This is a messenger RNA of Syngnathus acus (greater pipefish), 1676 nucleotides long. RefSeq names its product mitochondrial import inner membrane translocase subunit TIM44-like. Gene Ontology annotation, biological process: protein import into mitochondrial matrix. NCBI's taxonomy places the organism in Eukaryota, Metazoa, Chordata, Actinopteri, Syngnathiformes, Syngnathidae. The record is from RefSeq and is a predicted model, not a curated record. Gene Ontology annotation, molecular function: protein-folding chaperone binding. Gene Ontology annotation, cellular component: mitochondrial inner membrane. The transcript is spliced from 13 exons. The coding region runs from base 54 to 1394 and encodes 446 amino acids.
GUCAGCUGCUACCCCAAGGUUGCACGUGCAUUUUGACGCUCGCUGAAAUCAAGAUGGCAACCUCCGUGUUUCGGGGUUACCGGCUGGUCGGUAAACAUCGCUUUGCCUUCUGCUCCCGUCUGCUGGGUUCCAUAAGUUGGAGAGAUGCUGACAGGUUACACAAGAGUCAAACAGCAACACUGCAGGUGCGACAUGCCUCAGGUCGCAAAGGUUUCCUGGGAGAAUUUAUAGAUAACCUUCGACAGGAGUUUGGGAAGAAUCAGGAGAUGAAGGAGAACAUUAAAAAGUUCAGAGAGGAGGCCAAGAGGCUUGAGGAGUCUGAUGCCCUCCAACAGGCGAGGAGAAAAUAUAACUCGAUAGAGGCAGAGACGGUGAAGACAUAUGACGUAUUUAAAAAAACACUGGGCUCUUUAUCGGAAACAGUGAAAGACAGUCUUGAAAAGGAGGUGAGUCGCACAGACAUUGGGAAGAAAAUCAAGGAAGGUGUGGAGGAAGCCGCCCGCAGCGCCAUGCACUCCGCCGAGACCGUUUCCAAGGGAGGAGAACGAUUGGGCAAGACCAGCGCCUUCCAGGCCAUCUCACAGAGUGUCGAGUCCAUGAAGAAGGAAAUAGACGUUGGUGACGUUGGACCUUACAGAGCUCCCCCUCAGCUGAGGAAGAGGAGUGAUUUUUCUUCAAAGGGAGCUGAUAGUGACGCAAGAUUAUUUGAGGCCAAUGAGGAGGCUUUGGGAGUUGUUCUUCACAAGGACUCCAAAUGGUACCAGCAGUGGAAGGACUUCAAAGACAAUAACAUGGUUUUCAACAGAUUUUUUGAGAUGAAGAUGAAAUAUGACGAAAGUGAUAAUGUCCUUGUUCGAGCAUCCAGGGCUGUGACUGACCGAGUCACCACCGUCCUCGGUGGUCUUUUCUCCAAGACAGAGAUGUCUGAGGUGCUGACUGAGAUUGUGAAGGCAGACCCCAAAUUUGACAAAGACUCUUUUCUCAAACAGUGUGAAAAAGACAUCAUCCCAAACAUACUGGAGGCUAUGAUUCGUGGCGAGCUGGAUGUUUUGAAAGACUGGUGCUAUGAAGCGACAUACAGUCAGCUUGCCCAUCCCAUCCAACAAGCUCGAGCUUUGGGAUUGCUGUUCCAGUCUAAAAUCCUUGAUAUCGAUAAUAUUGAUUUGGCCAUGGGAAAGAUGAUGGACCAGGGCCCAGUGCUGAUCAUCACCUUCCAGGCCCAAGUUGUCAUGGUGCUAAGAAGCCCCAAAGGAGACAUCGUGGAAGGAGAUCCGGAGAAGGUAUUGAGGACAAUGUAUGUUUGGGCGCUGUGCCGCGACCAGGAGGAGCUGAACCCCAACGCAGCCUGGAGACUCCUCGAUAUCUCCGCCUCUAGCACUGAGCAGGUUCUCUAGGAGAAAAAGAAAGGGGGAAGGGUGAUAUCAGUGAAAAGACACAAACUGGAAGUAAGGGCAGAAGGAGUGACGUGAAGUCUGGAUUACUUGCAUGGACUCGCGCUUUAUUAAAGAGGGACAAAUCCAGGUGAAAUUUUGUGUAUCUCCUUUGCCAUCACAAUUAAGAAGCUUAAUGUGCAGGUUCAUGAAAACAGACGCACAACUUAGAAGAAGACAUCUUUGACUCCAUGGAAACUUAUUAAACAGCCUCUUAAGCUACAGUUUAACAAAGGAUGGCAACAA